Messenger RNA from Procambarus clarkii (red swamp crayfish), 1422 nucleotides. The record is from RefSeq and is a predicted model, not a curated record. Lineage: Eukaryota; Metazoa; Arthropoda; Malacostraca; Decapoda; Cambaridae.
AUGUCAGCCUUCCUGUGUCAGUUGUCAGCCUUCCUGCGUCAGUUGUCAGCGUUCAGGCGUCAGUUGUCAGCGUUCAGGCGUCAGUUGUCAGGCUUCUUGCGUCAGUUAUCAGCCUUCUUGCGUCAGUUAUCAGGCGUCCUGCGUCAGUUGUCAGGCUUCCAGCGUCAGUUGUCAGCCUUCCAGCGUCAGGUGUCAGCCUUCCAGCGUCAUUUGUCAGCCUUCCAGCGUCAGGUGUCAGCCUUCCAGCGUCAGUUGUCAGCCUUCCAGCGUCAUUUGUCAGCCUUCCAGCGUCAGGUGUCAGCCUUCCAGCGUCAGGUGUCAGCCUUCCAGCGUCAGUUGUCAGCCUUCCAGCGUCAUUUGUCAGCCUUCCAGCGUCAGGUGUCAGCCUUCCAGCGUCAGUUGUCAGCCUUCCAGCGUCAUUUGUCAGCCUUCCAGCGUCAGGUGUCAGCCUUCCAGCGUCAGGUGUCAGCCUUCCAGCGUCAUUUGUCAGCCUUCCAGCGUCAGGUGUCAGCCUUCCAGCGUCAGGUGUCAGCCUUCCAGCGUCAGGUGUCAGCCUUCCAGCGUCAGGUGUCAGCCUUCCAGCGUCAUGUGUCAGCCUUCCAGCGUCAGGUGUCAGCCUCCCAGCGUCAGGUGUCAGCCUUCCAGCGUCAGUUGUCAGCCUUCCUGCGUCAGGUGUCAGCCUUCCAGCGUCAGGUGUCAGCCUUCCAGCGUCAGUUGUCAGCCUUCCAGCGUCAUUUGUCAGCCUUCCAGCGUCAGGUGUCAGCCUUCCAGCGUCAGGUGUCAGCCUUCCAGCGUCAGGUGUCAGCCUUCCUGCGUCAGGUGUCAGCCUUCCAGCGUCAGUUGUCAGCCUUCCUGCGUCAGGUGUCAGCCUUCCUGCGUCAGGUGUCAGCCUUCCAGCGUCAGGUGUCAGCCUUCCAGCGUCAGGUGUCAGCCUUCCAGCGUCAGGUGUCAGCCUUCCAGCGUCAGGUGUCAGCCUUCCAGCGUCAGGUGUCGGCCUUCCAGCGUCAUUUGUCAGCCUUCCAGCGUCAGGUGUCAGCCUUCCUGCGUCAGGUGUCAGCCUUCCUGCGUCAGGUGUCAGCCUUCCAGCGUCAGGUGUCAGCCUUCCAGCGUCAGGUGUCAGCCUUCCAGCGUCAGUUGUCAGCCAAUAUGACAACUGACAGUUGUACAAUAUAUUCAGUAUAUUGUACAACAGUCAGUUCUUGUACAACAUUCUUUCUGCAGUUUCCUCUAUUCUACUAUUUAUAUGUUAAAGGAAGAGAUGAAAGUGGAAGACGUAGAACAAACAGACAGGAAAGAGAUAAAGAACGAACAGGUGGAAGAGGAAUGGAAGAAGAAGAAUGUAAAGAAAAGACGAGAGGAAAGGGAUUGGAGAACAGGAAAAGAGAAAGAGGCAGACGGAUGAAGGAAGAUGGAAGGGAUUAA